AUUUUAUUUUUUGCUAAUAGGUUACUGUGAAUCAUGGUAGAAUCAUAUAAUCUUAUGUCCCAGUUUUAAAUUCUAUUAUUUUGGGUGAAAGUCUCAGAUUUGUUGCACAAUUCAGCAAAUAGUAGGUAGCAUUAACCACAUUUUCUCCAUAUUAUCAACAAUCUGUCAUUUCAAGUCACUCAAAAAUAUCUUCAGACAUCCAAGAGCAUGAACUCAGGCCUACCUAGACAAACGCACAUCUUAAAAUGAACUGAACAGUACUCGCCAGGAGCCAGGAAACCUGAGUUGGGGAUUUAGCGGUGAUGUCAAUCACCAGGAUGAACUUGAAUGAGUCCUUUCAGUCCCCUGGGUCUGUUUCCUCGUUUGGGGAGUUAUUUUCAUAACAAGGGACAUCCAGUACAAUCUAAAAUUCCAUGAUUGUGCAUUUGUUCACAAUGCAUUUUAGUUAGGUGUUUAAAUGUUGACGAGUUUUCUGAAGUCAGUAGUUUAAGUAGUACUUAAGUGUUGCUUAGAAAUCAGUAGUUUAAGCUCCAGUCACUUCCCCAAGGCUUACAGUGGGAUUCCCUGCUCGUACAAGAGACAAUGGUCUGUUUUUAUUUAGCCUUUUAACCUUUAGCACAUCUUUAGUGUGGGGCAUAUAUGAAGGGUUUUAGAGCACAGGAAGGCUUUACACAUUAGUAUGAGUGAAGUCCUGCUGUAUGUGCCUUUCCUUUCUAUCACUCUUGCUGAUUAGCCCUAGUACGCUUUGUGAUAUUUGCUUGAGAUCAACCUGCCUCCAGUGACUGCUAUUGUCAAUACAGAUUGUACAGCACUCAGAAACAUAUAUACAAUGACCCUCUUUAUAUCUCAAUGUGCCUUUUGACAUAUGGAAGCUAUGUCCCCAUGCCAAAAUAAAAUAAAUAAAUAAAUAAAAAAUGCCAGUUUGAAACAAUCCACUUUCAACAUGCCCUGACUACAGGUUUGAGUUGUGCUCCUCACAAACAACGUGAAAACUCACUCUCUGGUGUACACAGCACAUACAUACACACAUUGUGCAUCUCUUUGCACACACACAAACACGUGCACAGUGCCUAAUUUGGGAGUCCAUUAAUUGGGGUACAUAUUUUACCUGGCUGUUACCUCCAUUUCAGAUUAGGGGUGAUUUGGCCAUCAGAAAAGGCUUUGCAUGCAAUAUAGAUUGGCUUCUGUGGGCAUAUCCCAAACAAUGGACUUAAACAGAAGAAUGAGAUUAAUGUUUAUUGGAAUAAAAAUUAGGUUUUAAAUUCCUUGGGGGAAUGAACCAAAGCCAAUAUUUUCCUAUUCAUUUUUUUUUUAUACUGAUGCUGAUUGGAUCUUCUAGAGAAGGAAGUGGGGGAAUAAAAACUUCAGCAAAUUGGCUCUUUGAUUCAGAAAUGGAAUCUGGAAAGCUGUUUUAUUGAGGCUUUUUGGCAACCCCUGACUUAAUCAGUUUUGACUGUGACAAAGACAGUAGCCUCAGAAAUUCAGUGCAAAUCUGAGCAGUAGAGGGUAUUUUUAAGGGGGGAGACGGCUCAGUUGUUUAAAGAAUCCUGGGCCAAUAGCAUUUGAUAGGCGGAGUCACUGCUGUGUGCAUUGCCGAGCUAGAUAAUUCUGAAUGAAGACUUUUACCAGCACAGGCUGGAUGGACUCUGGUUCUGCCCUUUGUGCAGACGAAAGUGACUGGGUGGCCAGGCUUUGCUGACUGUCUCCGUUAAUACAGCUUGUUUGAUAAGGUUUUCUUUAAAAAAAAAAAACAUGUAAAGGAUUUAUCAAAAGCCCUCAUGAAUAUUUCAUGAGUUGAUAUAUUCAGCUGAAUGAGUUCAGUGAGUCUCAGUGUGUAACUUGCAGACAAGCCUCAUCUACAAGGAGGCUAGUGACAGAGAAAGCACUUUGGCGCAUUUUCAGAGGCAAAGGCAGCCUGAUAAAGCUCCUUGUGACAGGCUGACUUGCCAUUCUCCCAGUAUGCUGCUCUUGUUCUGAACAGCUCCAGGACUGGAACCACAGCUUCCCAAAUUAGCCUGCGAAAAGUCUUGGGACUCAGGAGCCCUUUACCCCUGCGGCAGCGUCUCUGCUAUGUUCGAGGCUGUUGUUUUGGAUGGUGAAAGCUAGAGCUCCACAUAAGACAUGACAGCAAAAAAUUCUUCCAAGGAACUUACUGCUUGUUCUGAACCCGAGGUUUGCAUAAAGACUUUCAAGGAGCAGAUGCACUUGGAACUUGAGCUUCCGAAGCUACCAGGAAACAGACCUACAUCUCCCAAAAUUUCUCCACGCAGUUCACCGAGGAAUUCACCAUGCUUUUUCAGAAAGUUGCUGGUGAAUAAAAGCAUCCGGCAGCGACGUCGCUUCACUGUGGCUCAUACAUGCUUUGAUGUGGAAAAUGGCCCUUCCCCAGGUCGGAGCCCGCUGGACCCUCAGGCCAGUUCUUCCUCUGGGCUGGUGCUUCACGCCACGUUUCCUGGGCACAGCCAACGCAGAGAGUCCUUCCUCUACAGAUCCGACAGUGACUAUGACUUGUCACCAAAAGCGAUGUCAAGGAACUCAUCACUUCCAAGCGAGCAGCAUGGCGAUGACCUGAUCGUCACUCCGUUUGCCCAGGUUCUCGCCAGCUUGCGAAGUGUAAGAAACAACUUCACUCUGCUCACAAACCAGCAGUGUCUUAGUGCAGCUAAGCAGGGACCAAUCACGAACCCCUCUGGCCCUAACUACCUGUCUGUGUGUUUGUUUGCAGAAGAAUCAUAUCAGAAACUAGCAAUGGAGACGCUGGAGGAACUAGACUGGUGCCUAGACCAGCUAGAGACCAUCCAGACCUACCGCUCUGUCAGCGAGAUGGCUUCUAACAAGUUCAAAAGGAUGCUGAACCGGGAGCUGACACACCUCUCGGAGAUGAGCAGAUCAGGGAACCAGGUGUCUGAAUACAUUUCAAACACGUUCUUAGACAAGCAGAAUGAUGUGGAGAUCCCAUCCCCCACCCAGAAGGACAGGGAGAAGAAGAAGAAGCAGCAGCUCAUGACCCAGAUAAGCGGGGUGAAGAAACUGAUGCACAGCUCAAGCCUGAACAACACAAGCAUCUCACGCUUCGGAGUCAACACAGAAAACGAAGAUCAUCUAGCCAAGGAGCUGGAAGACCUGAACAAAUGGGGCCUUAACAUUUUCAACGUGGCUGGGUACUCACAUAAUCGGCCCCUCACGUGCAUCAUGUAUGCCAUAUUCCAGGAAAGAGACCUUCUAAAGACCUUCAAAAUCUCAUCCGACACCUUUGUAACCUACAUGAUGACGUUAGAAGACCAUUACCAUUCUGAUGUGGCAUAUCACAACAGCCUGCAUGCUGCUGAUGUGGCCCAGUCAACCCACGUUCUCCUUUCUACGCCAGCAUUGGACGCUGUCUUCACAGACCUGGAGAUCCUGGCUGCCAUUUUUGCAGCUGCCAUCCAUGAUGUGGACCAUCCCGGAGUCUCCAAUCAGUUUCUCAUCAACACAAAUUCAGAACUUGCUUUGAUGUAUAAUGAUGAAUCUGUGUUGGAAAACCACCACCUUGCUGUGGGAUUCAAACUGCUACAAGAGGAACAUUGUGACAUCUUCCAGAAUCUUACCAAGAAGCAACGCCAGACACUCAGGAAAAUGGUGAUUGACAUGGUGUUAGCCACUGAUAUGUCUAAACAUAUGAGCCUGCUGGCAGACCUCAAAACCAUGGUAGAAACCAAAAAGGUGACAAGUUCGGGUGUUCUCCUUCUGGACAACUACACUGACCGGAUCCAGGUCCUUCGCAACAUGGUACACUGUGCAGACCUAAGCAACCCCACCAAGUCCUUGGAAUUGUAUCGGCAAUGGACAGAUAGAAUCAUGGAGGAGUUUUUCCAACAAGGAGACAAAGAACGGGAGAGAGGAAUGGAGAUUAGUCCAAUGUGUGAUAAACACACAGCUUCUGUGGAAAAAUCCCAGGUUGGUUUCAUUGACUACAUUGUCCAUCCACUGUGGGAGACCUGGGCAGACCUGGUUCAGCCUGAUGCUCAAGACAUUCUGGACACACUAGAAGAUAAUAGGAACUGGUACCAGAGCAUGAUACCCCAGAGCCCCUCCCCACCCCUGGAUGAGAGGAGCAGAGACUGCCAGGGUCUUAUGGAGAAGUUUCAGUUUGAACUGACCCUUGAAGAAGAGGAUUCUGAAGGACCAGAAAAAGAAGGAGAGAGCCACAACUACUUCAGCAGCACAAAGACACUUUGUGUGAUCGACCCAGAGAGCAGGGGUUCCCUGGAAGAGACUGACAUAGACAUUGCGACAGAAGACAAGUCCCCCAUCGACACAUAAUCUCCUUUUGUGUGAAGAGAACAUUCCACCCUUGACAAGCAUGCCAGCUGAGUGGUAGGGCCAGCCUACCAUGUCCAAGGCCUGCACAGGACAAAGGCCACCUGGCCUUUCCAGUUACUUGAGUUUGGAGCCAGAAUACAAGGCCGUGAAGCAAAUAGCUGUCCCGUGCUGCCUUGCCUUGCCUGCAAGCUUGGCGAAGACCCGCAGUUGUAUGUGGUAGUAGAGGCAGUUCCCAUCACAGCUAAAUGGCUUGAAAACAAAGGACACCAAGCUGAGAGCUUGCUCUGCACUAGGUGUUGGGAAGCUGUCCCAACAGGUGACUGAACUCACUCACAACUUUAUUUACAAAUCUCACCCACCCCGUUGUCUGCCAACCUGUGUGCCUUUUUUGUAAAAUGUUUUCGUGUCUUUGAAAUGCCUGUUGACUAUCUAGAGUUUAGUACCAACUUCUAUACAGACACGUGUUUAAUUCUGACACAAACAUUUUUUUGAGUCUUUCUGGAAAAAACACAAACAAAAGGAAAGAAAACAGUCUCCCUUCUUUCUUGGGCAAUAUCUUUGGCUUUACUCCAGUUAACUUUUGCAAACAGACAGGAAAGAUGCACAUCCAACCACAUGCUACUUCCUUCUCUUUGUCCAAUCUGACUCCACCGUGGUCCCUGCAACUUAGAUGUCUGCCUGCUCGGAGCAAUUUUCCCCUGUGAAAUUUCUCUGCUUUGCUCUUUGAAACUGAUGGAGAAAGCUGAACAAGCUAGGAGGCCUGGGCGGGGGAGGAGCUGUGGUGUUGGCCAUCAGUCUAGGUAGGCCGUGUGUGCUGCUGUGUCCCAGUCUCCAUGCCUCUGGGAGAUGCACACCACUUGCCACCCCUUCCCUCUCGCCUCUCUUCACUCACGUGUACUACUCUCAACCUAAACCUGCCGUGUCUCUGCCGUUGCACUGCCUUCCUGCACUAACACUUCUCUCUCGUCCUGUUUAUAACCAUGUAUUUAUUACAUAAUGUACAUAUUGUAAUGUUUUAUAAGUUAUUAAUUUAUAUCUCUAACAUUGCCUGCCAAUGGUGGUGUUAAAUUUGUGUAGAAAACUCUGCCUAAGAGUUGCAACCUUUUCUUGUAAUGUUUUGUAUUGUGUAUUAUAUAAUCCCAACGUUGCGUAAGAGAGACGUGAAGCCCCAUUAGCAAGGAGGACGGGAAUGGCCAUUGUUCCAAGGGUCUGCCCUUUCCUUAUCUGAGUCCCUAGUUCUGCUCAACCCUUUGGUGACCUGGUUUUGCAAACAGGAUUCUCAUAUUAGAUACUAAAUGGUUUAUACUGAGGUUUAUUUUGUAUAGUUUGAUAGGGGCUGGGAACACGGGGAUGUAGUUUUUACCCAUGUUCUCUCCAAGUCUCUGUCUGCACGAGUUGGGUUGUUACUGGGCUCUGCUCUAAUUGUGGCUUUGGUUCUAAAAACAACACUACAUUUGCUCACAGAUGAUGCUGAGUGUUCCCAAACUACUGACUUGGAAGAGCUAGCCUCCAUACUGCUCACAAGCAGGGGAGUCAUGUUCAAAUUCAUCAUGAAAGGAAACAAUGAGACAAUGUGAAUUUUUAUUGUAGAAUGUGAACCGAUGUCGUAAAUUAUACAAAUGUGAAGCUUCUGAUAACACUUGUUAGGCCUCUUCCUGGUGUCAGUUUCAGUCUGUAAAAUACGUGUCAUGCUUCAGUUCGGCCUUGUGACAAUAGUUAAAGAAAAUGGCACAAAUGUGCAUGACCAAUGGGUUCGUAUGUCUGUAACACUGCGUUGUUCCAGGUAGACAUUAUAUUGUUCUCAAAAGUUUCUCACGAUGUAUGUUAUAAUAUUAUUACUAUUAUAUAUUGUGCUCAAAUGCAUUCUUAAGAGACUUUUAUAUGAGCUGAAUAAACAAAAGCAUGAAUAGAUGA
Peromyscus leucopus (white-footed mouse) is the source of this 6216-nucleotide messenger RNA. RefSeq names its product phosphodiesterase 4B (gene Pde4b). Gene Ontology annotation, molecular function: transmembrane transporter binding; 3',5'-cyclic-AMP phosphodiesterase activity. Gene Ontology annotation, biological process: signal transduction. Gene Ontology annotation, cellular component: nucleus; perinuclear region of cytoplasm; cytosol. Bases 2122 to 4302 code for a protein of 726 amino acids. The record is from RefSeq and is a predicted model, not a curated record. NCBI's taxonomy places the organism in Eukaryota, Metazoa, Chordata, Mammalia, Rodentia, Cricetidae. The transcript is spliced from 17 exons.